Messenger RNA from Siniperca chuatsi (mandarin fish), 2691 nucleotides. RefSeq names its product protocadherin alpha-8-like. Gene Ontology annotation, cellular component: plasma membrane. Gene Ontology annotation, biological process: homophilic cell-cell adhesion. The coding region runs from base 274 to 2676 and encodes 800 amino acids. The transcript has a single exon. The record is from RefSeq and is a predicted model, not a curated record. Gene Ontology annotation, molecular function: calcium ion binding. Lineage: Eukaryota; Metazoa; Chordata; Actinopteri; Centrarchiformes; Sinipercidae.
AGGGCCAAACUAUCUGUGACCAAUUGGUGUCAGUAUAUGAGGAAAAAUUGUUUCAAAAGAAGCCUUUUGUCAGAGAAUUGGGUCCUCCCCUUUGUGGGCUGGGUUUUCACAUCUCUGUACUGGAUGCAUCCUGUACUCGCACAGCGAAUAUUCACCAUCUGCGAUGUUGAUAAUGCACUGGAAACGGUACAUAUUAUUUUAGGUAUAUCUAUUUUUCAUUUGAUGAAGGAGUCGUUAUUCUGAAUCAUCGGGGUACGUUUUUAUCUGCUAGUUAUGGAGCAGAAAGCACUUGGAGCAACGAGAGAGCAAUGGCGAUGGAUCACUUUCAUUGUUUCAUUAAUUUUGCUUUGGAGCAGAGCUUCGGCGCAGAUAAGAUAUUCCAUCGCUGAGGAAGUUGAAGAAGGAACUGUUGUUGGGAAUAUAGCGAAUGAUUUGGGAUUAGAGAAGAACACACUGAAAGAGAGAGGAUGUCGUAUUGUUGAGGGUUCAACAGAGUCAUUUUUUCAUGUAAACCAGAACGAUGGAAUAUUGUAUGUUCACCAUAUAAUUGACAGGGAGAAGGUUUGUGAGCGAAGCAGCGUGUGCUUGAUCAACUUAAAAACUGUGCUGGAAAACCCUCUUGAAAUUCAUUAUCUGACUGUAGAGGUGCUGGACGUGAACGACCACUCUCCCACCUUCUCAACGAAAGAGUCACGUCUCGAAAUUUCAGAGUCCGUUUUACCAGGCUUGCGCCUCCAGCUGCAAGCAGCACACGACCCUGAUGUUGGUCAGUUUUCGGUCCAGGAGUAUAAACUUAGUCCUAAUGAUCAUUUUCGUUUGGAAGUCAAAGAUCGUGGAAAAGAUGGGAAAAUACCGAUAUUAGUUUUACUGAAGACGCUAGAUAGGGAAACAAAGAAAAGUCAUAAGUUGCUUCUUACAGCUAUUGAUGGAGGGAAACCAAGUAAAUCUGGAACAGCCGAAAUUACUGUUGACGUCUUAGACGUCAAUGAUAAUAUGCCAGUUUUCAACGGAGACGCAUACUCGGUAUUUUUGGAAGAAAAUGCUCCCAUUGGCACAACAAUUAUAAAAGUAAAUGCUUCUGAUUUAGAUGAAGGAUCCAAUGGCGAGAUUAUGUAUUCAUUAGGCAAGAAUGUGAAUAGUAGAAUACGCGAACUUUUUCGUGUAGAUCCGAAUACAGGUGAAAUUAUUGUUCACGAUCUGAUAGACUUUGAAUUAGAGGAAAGUUAUGAAAUUGAUAUACAAGCCUCUGAUAAAGGAUCUGCUCCUUUGAGGACAGACAAAAGUGUGUUGGUGAAUAUUGUUGAUUUGAAUGAUAACACUCCGCAUAUAGAGGUUACAUCAUUUUCAAGGUCAAUAACAGAGGAUGCCAGACUGGGAACCACUGUGGCAUUAAUCAGUGUUCUUGAUAAAGACUCUGGUCUUAACGGGAAAGUUAUUUGCUCAUUUAAUGAAAAUGUUCCUUUCACAUUAUCACCUUCAACACAAGACAACAUGUAUUCUAUAGUCACAAAAUCGCCUCUGGAUAGAGAAAAGCAGUCCAUAUAUGAUGUUACAAUUGUUGCAAAAGAUGCAGGUGUACCAUCGUUGUCUUCUGAAAAAAGCAUUAGUAUUGUUGUAUCAGAUGUGAAUGAUAACAGUCCAGAGUUUUCAGCGAACCCAUAUACAUAUUAUGUUACUGAGAACAACUCUCCAGGAGCUUCACUGUUUUCUGUGAGGGCAUCAGACCGCGACGACGGUGAUAAUUCUCGAAUUUUAUAUCAUAUUUUCAGAGAUGGAAAAGAGAAUAACAAACUUGAUUCAUUUAAUCUUAACAUCAACUCGGAAAAUGGAGAUAUUAUGGCGUUAAAAAGUUUUGACUUUGAAACUCUGAAAACGUUCCAGUUCCAAGUUGUUGCCGCAGAUUCUGGAACUCCGUCACUAAGCAGCAACGUCACAGUGAACGUGUUCAUUCUGGAUCAGAACGACAACGCUCCAGUCAUCCUGUAUCCAGUCAGCUCUAACGGCUCUGCUGAAGGUGUGGAGGAGAUUCCCCGCAAUGUGAACGCAGGACACUUGGUGACUAAAGUCAGAGCCUAUGACGCUGAUAUAGGAUAUAACGGCUGGUUGCUGUUUUCACUGCAGGAAGUUACUGACCACAGUCUCUUUGGUUUGGACCGCUAUACAGGACAGAUCAGAACACUUCGCUCCUUCACAGAGACAGACGAGGCUGAGCAUAAACUGGUCAUACUGGUGAAAGACAAUGGGAACGUUUCACUCUCAGCAACAGCUACUGUGAUUGUCAAACUGGUGGAGCCCAAAGAGGCUUUUGCAGCUUCUGAUGUUAAAAGUGCAGCAAAAGAUGAGGAGGGGAAUGAUGUGACUUUUUACCUGAUGAUAACUUUGGGCUCAGUUUCUGUGCUUUUCCUCAUCAGCAUCAUCGUGCUGAUUGCAAUGCAGUGCUCCAAAACCACAGACUAUACUUCUAAAUAUCUACAAGAGACUAAUUAUGACGGGACACUGUGUCACAGCAUCCAGUACAGAUCUGGAGACAAACGGUACAUGUUGGUUGGACCCAGAAUGAGUAUAGGAUCUACUAUAGUCCCUGGCAGCCAUGCAAAUACUCUAGUGCUCCCUGACAGGAGGAGCGCAGCUGGAGAGGUAAGUAAAUAUGUAUGUUUGCUAUAUAUGCUGAUUUAAGGAUCUCUUCUGUCA